Pseudozyma flocculosa PF-1 is the source of this 1650-nucleotide messenger RNA. RefSeq lists its product as uncharacterized. The transcript has a single exon. The record is from RefSeq and is a predicted model, not a curated record. The coding region runs from base 1 to 1650 and encodes 549 amino acids. Gene Ontology annotation, molecular function: double-stranded RNA binding; nucleotidyltransferase activity; tRNA binding. Gene Ontology annotation, biological process: regulation of translational fidelity. Gene Ontology annotation, cellular component: cytoplasm. Lineage: Eukaryota; Fungi; Basidiomycota; Ustilaginomycetes; Ustilaginales; Ustilaginaceae.
AUGUCCGACGCAGAAUGCUACGACCGCCUCGGUUAUCCGGAUCGCACGUUUGAGACCGAGAUCCUGCCGUGCGACCCGUCGUCGUCCAUAUCCUUUCGCGAGGGGCGUACUGGUAGCAACGGCAGCAGUGGCGGCGCAUCCGCUUCUACCGCAAGCGGCAGAGAACCUCUCCGACAUGCUCGACCCGAAAUCGGCUCCACGACAACGCAGGAGAGCCUCGCCACGGCGGCGCAGCACCUCCAGAGGGGACAGGCGGUGGCCUUCCCCACCGAGACCGUCUAUGGCCUCGCGGCCUCGGCGCUCGACCAGUCGGCAGCCUCCAAGAUCUAUGCGGCCAAGAAGCGGCCAGCCGACAACCCGCUCAUUGUCCACGUAUCCGACCUUGACAUGCUCGAGCGGCUCCUGCCAGACGACUACCGCCCAGGCCCGGUCUACGCCGCGCUUAUGCAGCAAUUCUGGCCGGGCGCCCUCACCUUCCUCUUUCCGGUCUCGAUGCAGCGGCCCAAGGUGCCCUCGGUCAUCACCUGCGGUCAGCCCUCUGUCGCCGUCCGGAUGCCAUCCCAUCCGAUCGCGAGGGCCUUGAUCGCGCUCUCUGGGCUGCCGCUCGCGGCGCCCUCGGCCAACGCCUCGGGCAGACCAUCGCCGACGACGGCGGCGCACGUCAUGCGAGACCUCGGCGGCGAGCUCGAUGCAGAGGCGCUCUCGAAGGCGGGAUUCACGGCGCAAGAGGGGCAGCCGUUGGGGCGUCUCAAGUACAUCCUCGACGGCGGUCCAUCGGACGUCGGGCUGGAGAGCACCGUCGUCGAUGGCAUCUCAACGCCGGGAGAGCUGCGCGUGCUGCGGCCCGGCGGCAUCACUGUCGAGCAGAUCUCCGACGUGCUCAGGCAGGCUGGUCUGCUGCGGAUCGGCGAGGGCGGUGGUGAGGACCCGCAAGCGGUGCGGUUGCGGGUGUACGGCAAGGACCUUGCCCGGAGCGCCGAGCAGGAGUCGAACCCGACGACGCCCGGCAUGAAGUACCGGCACUACUCGCCGACGGCCCGCGUCGUGAUGCUGCUGCCCUCGCGCCUGCUCGCCGCUGCCUUCGAAGGCGAGGGGGACAAGGGCGAGACGUCGAACCGGUCCGCGGCGGCCAGGCAGGUGGUCGAUUCGCUCGAGGCACCGACAUCGGCGAGGCAAGCGAGGACGUUCCCGGAGAUUGUCGAGGCUCAGAUUGCCAAGACUGGCCUGGCGCGCAGCGACCGCGGUGGCGUCGACGGGACGCGCCAGGAGCCGGUGCGCAUCGGCAUCAUGAUGUCGAACGACUCGGACCUGGCUCGAUGGGUGCACCGCGCUUCGUCGCGGGCGUCCCAACCGGAAGCACCGUCGAGCGACGCUCAGCCAGCAGUGCACCCGCACCUGCUUCCGCCGUUGACGUUUUCGACGCUGGCCGGUGUCGAGGUGCAGCCGUUUGACCUGGGCCCGACGGAGCGCGGCGAGGUGUACGCGCAGCGCAUGUUUGACGGCCUGCGCACGCUCGACGAGGGGCCGCUGGUGCGCGGACCGAGGUGCGACCUCAUCUUUGUCGAGGCGCUCCACGACGACGGCGUCGGGCUGGCCGUCAUGAACCGGCUCAAAAAGGCGAGCAGCGAGAGCGUCGUCGUCGAUUGCUGA